AUGAAAUGUUUUACUUUAGAUCAAAGAUUCAAAAGUUUUUCUUUACCAUUAAAGAAAAUAUCGGUGCCCGUAUUUGAUCCGUCCAAGUUUCAGAAUAAAGAUGAGGAAAGCGAACUAAUUGAACAGUUUCCGAUAAACGUGACGUCGCUCAUGAACGAGGACAAGCUGUGGGGUUGUUUCUACAACUUUCCGGAGUUAUAUGACGAAAUCUAUUCGCCUCUUGUACGUGUGAGGAAUGUAGAUGAUAUUCCCAAAAUUGAAGGUGGCAUGCUUACAAGGGACCUCGUUUGCACCUGCUUAAGCUAUUUAAAACGAUCACCUAUUUUGGGCGACUACGUAUGUAUUAAAUUGGAUUUGUCGUCCAAGUUUCUUACUAAUAUCGAUGUGUUGAAACAUUACAAAUAUUUGGUUUAUUUGGAUUUAUCGUCCAAUCAUUUAGAAGAUCUUGGCGUUCUCUCUUUUCUUCCAUAUAUACAAUACCUUAAUGUAUCCUUCAAUAAAUUUCAAGCCGUAUUGGAUUAUGAAACACCCCAAUGGUUUUUAACUGAAGUGCAUUAUAGAUAUAAUUCUAUUAUGAAAAUACGUGACUUACAAGCUUUCUGGUCAAUAACGGUCCUUGACCUAUCACAUAACAAUAUUAAAGCUAUAACUGGAUUGGAAACACUUAGAUAUCUUCGCCGACUAGACCUAUCCUUCAACCAUAUACACAAAAUCGAAAACUUAAAUAAUCUCCGCUUACUUUGGCUCGAUCUUUCUUAUAAUAACAUUUCUGAUUUUGAAUUCGAUGAUAAAUCUGGACUCUGGACGUUACUUCACCUGGAAUUCUUGAAUAUUAAUGAAAACAGUCUAACAUCUAUGAAAUUGUUCUCGGGAUGUAACAGACUCCGGGAAAUUUACGCUAGAAAUAACCGACUAAGUUCCUUAUUGGAACUGGCAGUAUACAUGAACAAGUUGCGCCGCCUGACCCUCCUUGACCUCCGGUCCAACCCCAUCUGCUCUGUACCUGGGUAUAAAGAUGUCGUCAUCAAUACAUUUCCCCUUUUGAUUUGCUUAGAUGACACAGAACUCGAUCCUAUUGAACAGAGGACACGGAAAAUGAACAUGAAUCCCAAUGUGUUUAUGUUCGCCUCUCGUCGCCUGAUGCGGCUGUUGUACAUAGAACAGCUCUCACGGUCUCGUGUGUCACCUUACAACCCUCCAGCCGACACCACCGAUGUUCCCUUGGUAGUUUUGGUCGGAUACGAAGCUGUUGGUAAAGGCUCGUUGGCUCGUCGCAUAGCAGCAGAAUGCAGUUCGCAUGUAGAAUUAUCUGUGAAGCAUACAACAGCGUUCUAUCAUUCCCAGGGGCAUUAUAAGCAAGUUACGAGAAAACAGUUUGAUGAUAUGUUGUUGGAUGGCCAAUUUCUAACGUACAGUGAGAUGGAUGGAGAGUCAUAUGGUCUAAGUCGCGAGGAGGCAUUUGUAAGAGACGGCAAGGUUAGGGUUGUCACAAUGGACCUUCUAGGCGCUUUAAUGCUGAAAUUGCGAGGCUGGCAACCCUACUUGAUAUUAACGACUUGUUCGGAUAAACGGUCGCUAGCUGCAAGGCAACUCGAACGGAAAAUCGCGAGAGAUUUAGCAAACGAAGACAUUAUAUCAAGUACUAUGAUGGAGAUAUCAACUCUACAAGUUUUACUUUCUGGACGAAUAAUUAUUAAUGGAGUCAUCAAUGAAAUAUUACAGGCGAUACCCGAGGACAAAAGCCAAAGUGAAUUCAUAAUCGAAUCAGAGUGUUCCCUCUUGAUGGAAAGCGAGUCCAGACACGCCCGUAAAUAUAACAAGAAUGUCAAUAGACUGACUGUGUUGACGCCAAGUAGCUCAACUAUAGGAAAUUCCUGUAAGAGUGAACAAGAUAAAAACAGUAUUGUGGGCUCCAGCAUUUACUCUUUGUAUAAGGAAUCCCAGCCCAUUGAUGAGUACACGAGCGAUGUCUAUGGCACACAAUUGGCGGAACGUGGACCUUCCAAAACAAAACCUAAGAUACCUAGUAGCAGACCAAAAAGUUUUGAGAACACAAGAUAUCGUAGAAAUUGGAAAGGUGGUAGUAGGAAGUCUUCAAAAUCAGUUGCAUUUACGUCACCGGAGAACACAGAUUUCACAACGGAAGAAUCGGACCCAUCGGGAUUGUUUGUCGAACCUGUGGCCCAAAAGGAAAUGGAAAACGUUUUACUAACGAAUUCUAUAAGCGCUAGAGUAGUACGAUCCCAUGGCGAAAACGAUUCACAGGAUUCGGAUUUAUGGUUUGCAUUCCUUGCCGAAAACGGUUUGGCACAGGCGAGCGAAAUAUUUUCAGAAGCAUAUAAUGCAAGGAAACGUGAGAGUAGGUUAGAUGAAGGCGAUUUCUUCAAAAUUCAACUGGAUAAUUAUAAGGAGAUACCAAUAGAAACAUUUACAACAACUCUUAAAGAUGAUUAUGAUGAGAUAAAUCGGACAUGCCCUGGACUUUUUUGGGAUACUGUGAACAUGGACAACAAUGAAGUAGCAUUUGCAAAAACCAAAAGGAUUAUUAAAGAUAUUGUGAAGUCUCAGAAUCACUUAAGGCCACUUUUUGAUAUAGAUUUUACUAACUUGACUAACUAUCCAAAUAUGGAAGAAAAAUUGACUGCAAUUUCUAGACAAAUAGCACCUCAAAGGCUUUUCUAUUAA
This is a messenger RNA of Pieris rapae (cabbage white), 2685 nucleotides long. Its product is annotated as leucine-rich repeat and guanylate kinase domain-containing protein. NCBI's taxonomy places the organism in Eukaryota, Metazoa, Arthropoda, Insecta, Lepidoptera, Pieridae. Bases 1 to 2685 code for a protein of 894 amino acids. The transcript has 18 exons. The record is from RefSeq and is a predicted model, not a curated record. Gene Ontology annotation, molecular function: protein binding.